CGCAUUACACGCAGCCAGGGUAUAAAUGAUGGGUGAGAGCCCUGUUGCUUCCAAGAAUGUAUUUGGGAUUGAAAGGCCGUAACUUGCAAUGGGGGGUCACCAUUGCCUCUGGUGCAGGAUUUCUGCUGUUUGGAUUUGAUCAGGGCGUGAUGUCCGGCCUGCUGACCGGUGCCGCGUUCACGCACCAAUUCCCGGCGAUUGACACGACGGCCACAGGCCACGGCAGCUCAUCGCUACAGGGAACCGUGGUGGCUAUCUACGAGAUUGGCUGUUUCUUUGGCGCACUGUUCAGCUUCGUGUUUGGAGAACGGCUCGGAAGACGCUGGAGCAUCAUAAUCGGGUGCUUGACGCUUUCUGUGGGAGCUGCAAUCCAAACCUCUGCGUACGGCGUUGCACAGCUGAUUGUGGGACGUAUAGUUGCCGGGCUGGGAAACGGCAUGAACACGGCCACGAUUCCUGUGUGGCACUCGGAAAUCUGUAAAGCCCACAACAGAGGCCGUGAGCUGUCGAUCGAGCUGGCGAUCAACAUUUUCGGAGUUAUGACGUCAUACUGGGUCGACUACGGCAUGAGUUAUGUCGACAGCGAGGCCCAGUUCCGGUUCCCGAUCUCGCUGCAGAUUGUGUUUGCUCUCUUCACGCUCGCCGGAGUGAUGUGCUUGCCCGAGUCGCCACGGUGGCUGAUUGCCCACGAUCGCCACGCAGAGGCCAAGCAGGUGAUCCAUCUAACAAUGGUUAACGCUGAGCAGAUAACCGAGGACGACCCGAGCGUUUUGCACGAGAUUGAGCUGAUCAACGAGGCACUUACCGAGGAACGCGAGUCUGCGCGUGUCGGCUUUACGGCCGUCUUCACGAACGGACCACAGCGCUUUUUCUGGCGUACCUUUUUGGGCAUGUUUUCCCAGUUCAUGCAGCAGUUGUCGGGAAUCAACCUGAUUACGUACUACUCCACGAGCAUUUUCGAGGAGUCCGUGGGCAUGGACCACAACCUGGCGCUGCUGAUGUCUGGGUUCAACGGAAUUGCGUACUUUUUCUCGUCGCUGCUCCCAAUUUGGUUGCUCGAUAGAUUUGGCCGCCGCAAGCUGAUGCUUUUUGCUGUGAUCGGACAGGGUUCGUGCAUGGCCAUUCUGGCGGGCACGGUCUCGAACGGCAACACGGCGUCCGGAAUAGUGGCCACGGUUAUGCUGUUUAUGUUCAACUUUUUCUUCGCCGUUGGUCUGCUUGCUAUUCCUUGGCUGCUCCCAGCAGAGUACGCGCCUUUGGCGAUCCGUACGAAAGCUGCGGCGCUGGGCUCUGCCAGCAACUGGAUUUUCACGUUUUUGGUUGUUGAGAUUACGCCGUCGAGCGUCUCCAACAUCGGGUACAAGACGUACAUCUACUUCUGCGUGUUCAAUUUCUGCUUUGUGCCGAUGAUUUAUUUCUUCUACCCAGAAACGAAAAACCUCCCGCUCGAGAAAAUCGACCGCAUGUUUGUGGGGGAGAAGGUCCACUUGUUCUGGAACGAUGCGCUCGAGGACGACUUUGGGCUUGUUGCCGACAAGACCACGGAGAAAGCGGAGGUCCAGAUGGUGGAGUCCGGUGUGUAAGUUUAAGCUUGGCAAUAUCUGCCGCAAUUUUUCAAGCUCGCGUAGCAUUCCCGAUUGGGAAAUUUUGAGCGCAACAAGGACCCCGGAUAAAUAGCACCGAUCUGGCCUGCUGGAAUGCCAAUGACGACUGACAACUCUCAGACACACCAGCUCGUGCUUAGCAGUUUCCGCUGCCUCAUUGCAGACCUCGUCCAGCACUACGGGGGCGGCCAUCCCGGCGGCGCCAUGGGCAUGGCCGCUAUGGGAGUGGCCUUGUGGAAAUACGCCAUGAACUACUCUCCAAGCAACCCAGAUUUCUUCAAUAGAGACCGUUUCGUGCUCUCCAACGGCCACACAUGCUUGUUCCAAUACGUGUUCCUGCACCUGUCGGGCUACAAGCACAUGACCAUGGAGCAGCUGAAAACGUACCACUCGGACCGCCCAGACUCAUACUGUCCGGGCCAUCCUGAGAUUGAGCACCCUGGAGUUGAGGUCACAACUGGCCCGCUUGGCCAGGGCAUUGCCAACGCUGUCGGGCUCUCCAUUGCGUCGAAGAAUCUCGCCGCUUUGUACAACAGGCCGGGCUACGACGUGGUGGAUAACUCCAUCUUCUGUAUUGUCGGUGAUGCGUGCCUGCAGGAAGGCGUUGGGCUGGAGGCCAUUUCGCUCGCAGGCCAUCUUGGUCUCGGCAACUUGAUCGUGCUCUACGACAAUAAUCAGGUCACGUGCGACGGCAGCGCCGACGUGGCCAACACGGAGGACGUGGCGGCCAAAUUUCGGGCGUGCCAGUGGGCAGUGCUCGACGUGGCCAACGGCUCUGAGGACGUCGAGGCCAUUGUGGGGGCCAUUGACCGUGCCAAGCAGAUCACCGAUCGGCCUGUGUUGAUCAACGUCCACACCGUUAUCGGCUACGGAGCGCUCAACCAGGGCGAGGCAUCAGCCCACGGCGCAGCGCUCGGAGACGACAAUGUGAGACAGCUCAAGCUAAAGAACGGCCUGGACCCAGACCUGCGCUUCCAUGUGCCGCAAGAGGUGUACGAGUUCUUCAGCGACUGCGUUCCGCGCGGCCAGCACAGCGAGCGGCUGUGGGAGGAGAAGGUGGCCAAGUACACAGAACAGUAUCCUGAGCUGGCAGCUGAGUUUGCGCGCCGCGUGGCGGGCAAGCUGCCUGCCGACUGGAAAAAACACAUUCCAACAGAAUUUCCUUCCGGCCCAACACCAACCAGGAAGAGCAGCGGUCUCGUUUUUGCGCCGCUCGCCAAAGCCAUCGACUCCAUUAUUGCCGGCACGGCCGAUUUGACGCCGUCUGUGCACGUGAGUUGGCCUGGCGCGCGCGACUUCCAAAAACCCCAGCUGCAGACCAAGUGCGGUUUGGGCGGCGACUAUUCGGGCCGCUACAUCCACUACGGUAUCCGUGAGCACGCGAUGGCAGCAAUUGCCAACGGAAUUGCCGCCUACAACAGAGGCACGUUUGUUCCCGUCACGUCCACGUUCCUGAUGUUCUACCUGUAUGCUGCUCCCGCCGUGCGGAUGGGCGCUCUACAGGAGCUACAGACAAUCCAUGUCGCCACACACGACUCGAUCGGUACGGGCGAGGACGGACCAACUCACCAGCCAAUCGCGCUGCCGGCCUUUUACCGUGCGCUGCCUAACUCGUUAUUUUUGCGGCCGGCAGAUUCUGAAGAGACGGCCGGUGCUUGGGAAGCCGCCAUGGACUUCAAACACGGACCGAGCCUCAUCUCACUGUCACGUCAGGCUCUGCCGCAGCUGGGCGUUACUGCACGUGACAAGGUUGCCCUGGGGGCCUACGUGGUGAAGCCGGAGGCCGAGCCACAGCUGCAGCUACUGGCAACGGGCUCCGACCUGCAAUUGGCACUGAAAGCGGCCGAGGAGUUGGCCAGACGCGGUAUUCGGACCAGAGUCGUCAGCUUCCCGUGCACACAACUGUUUGAGCAGCAGAGCACUGAAUACAAGCAGAGCGUGCUGCUGCGCGGCAAGAUUCCGUCCGUGGCAGUGGAAAGCUACGCUGUGAACGGCUGGGAGCGGUAUGCGACGGCGGGCUACAGCAUGCGCACGUUUGGCAAGUCACUGCCCGGCCAUGCUGCGUACGAGUACUUUGGGUUCUCGCCACACCGCGUGGCAGACCGGGUGGAGAAGUACUUCCGUUCGGCAACACCAGAAAAAUUAUGGUAUUUUGAGGAUUUGAACUAAAUAGCUGAAAGUAAUUGGUGCUAGUUACUCCAAUGUUCUUGUAGGUCGCGGAUGCGCCAGCUGGUAGACCAGCCAGUGGUAUUUUCAAUGUCGCGCAGCAGCUGGACGAUGAUGUGCUGCUCCUCCUUGCUGCUCAUGAGCUUGCCCGCCACCCAGAGUGGUUGCAGCGCGUUGUUGAGACAGCCGUGGUCCGAGUUGGACAGACUGAUGCCGACAACGCACUUGGCGUGCCAGAUGAGGCUCUUGCGCAUGACGGGGUCCACGGCGAGCGUGGGCAGCGGACGCACAAUGCGCGUUUUGUACUUCAUAAGCAAAAUCAUGGCGGUGUGGAACAUCUGCGUGCCCGAGAUGGCCGGGGCCACGCAGAACAGGAUGCUCGGGAACGGCGUGCCGUCCUUAAACACGCUCACGACAGGAUGCAUCUCAGAAGGGCGGUCCUGCCACCAGCGAUCGAGCUCCGUGUACAGCUCGAUCCACUCGGACUCGAACUCGUCCUGCUUGAGGUUGCCCGAGUAAACGAGCCGACAAACGCGGGCAAGCAAGAAGACCAUGUAGUUGGCGUACAUGUCGCGCGACUCGUUGCCGUCGAACUUGGAGUCCAGAAACAGCGCGCGCGCGUGCUGCACCGUGCAGUUGCGCGGCAGCCAGUUCUCGCACGGGAUCAGCGUCGCGGUCUUGUGCGAGAUGGCAUGCAUCACGUCCAUGCGAAUAAAACACCAGAACACCGCCUGCCGCAGCCCCCCGGAAAAUCCGUGCAAGUCUGCCACUCUGAACAGCGCGGCGCAGCCUUUUAGAUGCUUCGUCCACGUUUCGCUCGGAUCCGACGACAUCAUCUCGAAGCAGCACAGUAUCACGCACGAGGCCAUCACGCUGGUGUCGGGCACUUUUUUCACUUUCGGAAUUAGGUAUGUGAGCGACCGCUCGUACAGCCGGUACGUGGUUUCCGAGACCGGCCUGUCGUGCUGGAGCUUGUCGCGCUGACGGCUGGAAAUAGUCAGAAUCGCACACAUAAGCGGGUCGUCCUUGGCCGUUUUCGAGAGCAGCGCGGUGAAACAGCUCCUGUGGUCGAACAUGUCGAGCCAGGGACCGAUGUCGUUGACGUAGCGCGUCAGCAGCAGCAGGUUCUCCUCCGGCGAAAGGAUAUCGUGGUCAGCGGGGCCAUGGCCGAACUCCAGCCCAUCGUGAAACGCGUUGAUUCCCUUUGUGAGGUUGAGCAGCUGGUCGUCGAGAGACAGGUCGUUUUCAAAGAUGUUGCCCGACAAAAUGGCCGGCGUGGACGGGCUCGUGGUCAUGGCGUUGAGAAACAUGUAGUCGCGCAAGGUCUCGCGCAGGUUCGCGUAGUCAGGGCUCACGCCCGACACGUCGUUGCGUUCAAACGCCCAGGGCCGAUCCCGCACGCUCUCGUCCGAUGAGGGCGUGAUGGGCACCGCGACCGGCUUCACCUCGUUCAACAGCGACUUGAGGUCGCAGAAGCUGCUGCUGGCCGCCGGCUUGGCUACCGGCUUGGCGGCCUCGAUCGGCUGGAGGUCUGGAGUGGCAGGCACCUUUGUCGGCCGCUCGUCGCCAGGGACCAUCAGAUGGAAGGUGCUUGCGCGCGACGGCCAUACGCACUCAAAGCGGCGGCGCGUGCAGAAGCCGCACACAGGCUUCGCCUCGUCGCAUUUUUUAUGUUUGCGGCGGCACGUCAGACAGCCCGUCUUGACGCGGCGCCGGGGCUCUGGCGGGAGAAGAGGAUCUUUGGGGAACAUAACCAAAUAGUAGAAAAAAUAAUUAUGUACCCCGACUUUUUUUCAUGCACGGGGGAACUGGCUGACUCCGCACACCCGUACACAGGAAGACGGAGACAGCAGCAACGCCGACGUGGUGUUGCUCCAUUGCUAUACAGGCACGGGGUCCAUUUUCGGGAAAAUACGAGCCGCCUGGAAGAAGAUGCGCGCGGCAGCGGCGGAGGCCAUGAGGCUCUUGCACACAGGCCGUUUUCUGACGUCUCCGCCAGUCUGCACGCGGUCGUCCUCAUUGGGCUGGAACGUCUUGUGUCCGCCAAAUUCCGAGCGAUACCGCUCGUACGUGCGGUCGUCCAGCCGGUAGAUGUCGAACGAGCAGAAAUACAGCCCGUCGCUCGGGUCGUACAUGUAUUUUCUGAAGUACGACACAUGGCGCAGAAUCUCGUUCUCGCAGCAGCGGCGCGUGCUUUCCGGGGCGUCCUUCCCAAAGGUCACCAGGUAGUCGACAAGGCCCUCGACAAGCAGCUGGAUGAAGUAGGAAGGCCCGUGCCAGAACCGUUUGUUCCAGUCGUCGUAGUCUCUGUCGAACAGCGUGCGGCCACGGUCGGUGGCGGCCUCCGCGAGUUUGCGGGCCUUGUCCACCCAUUGCGGGUCUCUAUCGUACUGGUACAGCAUGCAGAUCGCCGAGAGCGUGUUGCCCGUGUUGUAAGACCACUUUGUUUUGUCGAUCACGUCCGAGUCGUACGCCACGCCGUCCAUCACGACAUUGUCCGACUUGUCCCAGAGGAUCUGCUCAAUGAAGUUGAUGCACAGCUUCGCAAAGUCGUACAGCUGUUUCUGCUCCUCUGGCGAUGAGUAUUUGAUCAUGCGCAUGGCGCCCGUCGCAGCCACGCAGUUCGAGAUGGUGGCCAUGUACUUGCGCGAGAUGUGCCACUUCAGCCCCGGCACGUGAAACUUCUGGUGCUCGACCACGCCGGUCAUCAGAAACCGCACCAGCUCGCGUGAUAGGUCCAGAUACUCCUGGUUGCCCGUGGCCUCGUACAGAGCAAUCAUGCCACGCAGCAGGUGGGCGCAGUCGUCGUAGUUGAUAUCGUCGUCUCCCGAGUUUUGUGCACCGUGGUACAUCACCGAGUACGCGCCGUACUUGGGGUUGCGGAAGCACGUCAACGCAGACACCGUGGGCGCGACGAUCGGCAGCGUCAGAUCCUUGUACGCAGCGCAGCACUCCGCCACGGCGUGGAGCACGACGCCCAUGGUCCAGCACGUGAACCGGCCCUCGCGCGACUCUUUGCAUGGCACGCGGGUCGAGAAGUUGCCGAUGCUGGGGUUCCAGUACGUUUGCCAGAACGUUUUGAC
Molecule: messenger RNA, 6853 nt
Organism: Ogataea polymorpha
Lineage: Eukaryota; Fungi; Ascomycota; Pichiomycetes; Pichiales; Pichiaceae
Exons: 1
Coding region: 1698-3773 (691 amino acids)
Biological process (GO): pentose-phosphate shunt
Cellular component (GO): cytosol
Molecular function (GO): transketolase activity
Source: RefSeq, a predicted model, not a curated record